GGCCCAAAAAAGAGUCUGGUCGCGAGAGCAGAACCCUGACAUCUUCGCCAUGGCACGUUCAAAAGCCCCGAAACCUUCACUGACCAUGGCAUACCUAAGCCUACUCCUGGCAGCGGUCGGAGUGGUUUUGUCCUUGGUGGCCUUGGUUGGCAUUUGGUGGUUUGGCGAGAUCAACCCGGCAAUCUUUGGAGGAGCCUUCAAGGGUAGAGGUAGCCUCAGCCUGUGGGGCUUUGCGACCUCUGCCGAUUUGCUGGGCAUCAGUUUGCCCACCACCUUCCUGGAACUGGAUGAUGGUGCCUGUGGGCCUUCCUCACCCCUGCGGGGCGAGGCCAUGCCAUGACUCCCUUCAACUUCACAUGGCCAUGAAAAUCCUACCAAGUUGUAGACACUUCUCUUGUUCCCCUGACACACAAGGUGUCAAGAUUCUGAUGUGCAGAGUGGCAGGAGAUGUGUCGAAGGCUCCACGCCAUACGAGGAUUGGUGUGCCACCUUAGAAUGUACUGUGAGCCCGUCGCUGUAAAAUGUUAGGAUGGCGUGACAGGAGUUUGACAUACCACGACGUUGUCUCAUCUGUUGCUUUCAUGGGAUUUGCUCUGAUAUCUUCGAUCUUCGCUCUAUUUGCAAUGGGCGACUGCUGUCAUGGUAAACACAGAAUCAGGAGUCAGCUAUCUACAGCUUUCAUGGCCAUGGUCUCUGUAGCUUGCAUGGUUUGUGCACUGGCCAUUGGUUGUUCGACGGACACUGAACAUGUGAUGAUGGAGUUUGGUGGGAUGGGUGCCGCAUUCUACAGUGCGGUGGCUCAAAUCUUGGUGGGCUUUGUGGCAGUGAAUAUCUCUUGUGUUGGUGGGUGCUUUCUGCUGACUGGCCAGCCAAAAGAAGAUGCCAGGGCUAUACACAAUUCCGAGGCAUCAGGAGUGUGACCCCAGUGGCACAGUGCCGUAGCUAGCUGUUGUCCACCUGCGACAUAUAGCGACUAAACUAAACUUGAUAUGUACAGCUUCUCAGCAUUUUAUCCGGUGGCAAGGUCCAUUGGAAAUUCGCUCUUUGAAGCGACUUCAUGGCGGUUGAAGUGGGCUCUGUACAGCGAAACAGAGAUGUUUCGGAGGUGUUCUGGUGAGGCAAGACCCUGUAAAGUGCCACUUGCGUGCCCGAAAAAAGGGGUGCUAAAUUCCAG
Molecule: messenger RNA, 1174 nt
Organism: Cladocopium goreaui
Lineage: Eukaryota; Dinophyceae; Suessiales; Symbiodiniaceae
Source: the annotation of a GenBank genome assembly